This is a messenger RNA of Chaetomium strumarium, 2785 nucleotides long. RefSeq names its product kinase-like domain-containing protein. The record is from RefSeq and is a predicted model, not a curated record. Lineage: Eukaryota; Fungi; Ascomycota; Sordariomycetes; Sordariales; Chaetomiaceae. Gene Ontology annotation, biological process: phosphatidylethanolamine biosynthetic process; phosphatidylcholine biosynthetic process. The transcript is spliced from 3 exons. The coding region runs from base 1 to 2358 and encodes 785 amino acids. Gene Ontology annotation, molecular function: choline kinase activity; ethanolamine kinase activity. Gene Ontology annotation, cellular component: cytoplasm.
AUGUCUGCGCCGUCUCCUGGAAUUCCGGCUCAGCCUAGGCGGUCUGCGCUGAAGGCCGAGGGUGACAGUCCGAGAACUCCUCCCUUGAGCGCCCCAGUCAAAGCUGUGCAAAUCGCCGAGCCUGAGACCUCAACUCCUGAUGACCCGCAGGUGAAGAAGCAGUUUUCUGCUGGGGUCGCCAAGCGACUCAGCGGACGACCUCCUCCAUCGAACGGCCCUUCAAGGUCCUCGACGCUCAGUCAAGUCAGCAUGGAUAUCACCCCUGAUCUGGCUGCUGCCGGGUCCAUGGUCACUUCAGGCGAAGAAUCUCAGAAUCAGCAGCCUCAGGCUCACCACCACCGCCACAGGCUAGACCGCGUCACCGAGAGACUCUUAGCCCAGGUCGCAGAGUGGCUCGAGCGGGAGAAGGUCAAAAAGCAGCGCAAGAAGUAUGGAAAGCAUCCGUUACGCCAAAAGUCGCCACCCAGUCAUGUGGACAGCACCGUUUCCCCGCCAACCCGGCAUAGGGCGGAUUCGAUCGAGUCCGAUUCGAGUGACGUAUCUCUGGACCGGCUGCAGAGGAUUCUGGACGACAACAUGGCCGCCCUGGGUCUGAACUCCACCACUUCAAACUCCCUCCCUUCAUUUAGUUCUCGCCCCCGACAAAAACCUCGGAAAAAGUCCAGCAAAACCCUCACCCGGACCAUGGCCUCCUCAGAUACGGAAUGGUUCGAUGGUGACAUUGUCGUUCCCAGUUGUGACGCUUUUCUGGACAAUUCCAAAACUCUGAGUUACACGGGCGGGAAGGCCGCCACGGACGAUUCGGCGUCUAUAUCUGGACGCAGAGAAGAGAAAGAAAAGCAGAACUGGCUGACCUUCAAGAACGAAAUUAUCCGUCUAGCACACACGCUACGACUGAAGGGCUGGAGGCAAGUGCCGCUAGACAGCGGGGAGAGCAUCUCGGUUGAACGCCUUAGCGGGGCCUUGACCAACGCUGUCUAUGUGGUGUCGCCGCCACCCGACGCACUGCUGACCCGCGAGCCUGGCAAGAAGCAACCGGCCAAGGUGUUACUCAGGAUCUACGGGCCGCAGGUGGAGCAUCUGAUUGACCGAGAGAACGAGUUGGGCGUGCUUAGGCGGCUCGCCAGGAAGACGAUUGGCCCCCGGCUACUGGGUACCUUCCUCAACGGCAGAUUUGAGCAGUACUUGAACGCGACCGCACUGACUCCGUCCAGCAUGCGAGAACCCGAAACCUCGAAACAGAUCGCCAAGCGCAUGAGGGAGUUGCACGACGGUAUCGAGCUCCUCGAGGAGGAAAAGGACCAGGGGCCCGGCGUGUGGAAGAAUUGGGACAAGUGGUUAAGCCAAGUCGAGAAGACGGUUUUGUUCCUCGAUCGGAAAAUCUUGUCACAGUCCACUAACCUACCAGGAGGCGUGUGGAAGACGCAAGGCUUCGUUUGCGGCGUGCAGUGGCCCGUCUUCAAGGCUCUCGUGGAGAAAUACCGCCGGCACUUAGAAGCCUACUACGGGGAUACAAAGAAGAUCCGCGACAGGCUAGUCUUUGCUCACAACGAUACCCAGUAUGGCAACAUCCUGCGAGUGCGGCCCGAUGACCAAAGGUCUCCGCUCCUACAGCCCGCAAACGAGCACAAGCAGCUGGUCGUGAUCGACUUCGAAUACGCAGGCGCUAACGUGCCCGGUCUCGAAUUCGCCAACCACUUUUCGGAGUGGACCUACAACUACCACGAUCCGGCCCGCCCCUAUGCAUGCGACACGUCCCGCUACCCCAGUCUAGACCAGCAGCGCCGAUUUUUGAAGGCAUAUGUGGACCACCGACCUCAGUUUCCUUACGUCGACGCUCCUUCGCCCCGCAUCUCUGCCUCACCCGCAGCCAUCAGUCCCCAAAGAGAUGGUUUACACUCUACCCCAUCGACGACCUCCAUUGUCGAAUUCAUGCUUGACGCGAGGGUGCCGCCGGGAGGUUGGAAGGAGCAGGAGCAGAAGCGGGAGGAUGAGGCGGAGAGGAAGGUGCGGGAGUUGAUGGAAGAAACUAGGCUGUGGAGGACGGCGAACAGCGCGCAGUGGGUGGCGUGGGGGAUCGUGCAGGCCAAGAUUGAUGUGGCCGAUACAGCAACUGACGGCUCUGGUGAAACUAAUGGGGCGGAGGGAGCACCGGAGGGUGUGAAUGCACUGGCCGAGACGGAUGUGCAGCAUGACCCAGACGACGGCGAGACCGAGGCCGGGGAGGAUUUUGAUUACCUUGGGUAUGCGCAGGAGAGGGCGUACUUCUUCCUGGGUGACUGUGUACUGUUGGGAUUGGUUACGCCCGAGGAACUUGGGGAGGAAGUGAGAGGACGGCUCAAGAUGGUGGAUUACUAGCAUUGAGGGGCCCCGAUUUUAAAGAUACCUGUCAUCCGUUGAGUGGACUGUGGGUUGGCCUAGUUGGGCAAGAGAGAGUGUGUCAGACGCAAGGACAUCUACCGUAUCGUUGACAGAUAGAUGUAUGUAUGUGCUAAAGGAGAGGUCUUUCAAGGAACUAUAUGCCUUCUGUCUCGCAGCCUUGGGUAAGGAUAUCGAGGCAAAGGGCCCGUUGGAGUGCUGCCGCCUGGUUAAUCUUAGAGAUGCCCUUUGUGCUCUUCGUUCAGGGGCGGGUGUCCGUUCAGAUAGAGAAAACUGAGAUAGGGGUCCCCUUCUCUCCAUGUCUCGGUUUCUUCCUCUCCUCUACUCCUUCUCUCCUUCUCUCCUUAUCCCCCAACCCCAACCCUUAUGCUUUUCCCAGAGAAAGACUCAGUGUUGAGUAGAAUGU